Vitrella brassicaformis is the source of this 2451-nucleotide messenger RNA. Lineage: Eukaryota; Vitrellaceae. The record is from the annotation of a GenBank genome assembly.
CAACACAGGACACCGUUGUAGCCCCUUCUGAGCACACAGGUAUAAUUACGACACACAGACGUCCACACGGGUAGUAAUAAAGCAGGCAUGAGCGCUACACCGUCCAGAACCCAUAAAGGGCACAUACAUGGACAGACACCACAUAUGAAUAAAGCCGAUCAACAGCACCCACCGGUUCCUCUCUUCCCUCGUCAGACGUAUCCACACCAUGCACCACACCACCCACACGCACCCCACCCCACCCACAUCCCUCUCCCUCAAUCUACUCCGUGGGGGCCGCUGCCCGUCGUCUGCCGCCCUUGAGAGGCGUGACGACCAUCAAAACCCUCCCAAGCCGCACCAACGGCCUCACCGCCAUCAGCACAAGCACCACAAGCAUCAGCAGCGGCAGGAAUGACGCAGGCACGGACACGAACGAGGAUCGUGUGAGUGGGGGCUGGUCCUUGUCUAGAUGCGCUCGGCAGACGAGGGGGCACGGCCAUUGCUUUGCGAGGGAGGGAGGUGGCGGGCUGGUUGAGAGACAGGGGGGGUAGUGGGGGCACCACAACUCCUGAAUGGACCGACACACGCACACAAGCAGAUAAGCGCUUCCCUGGUGUGGCUGCUUGGAUGGUUGAUGUACCUACCUGCAUUUGUCUGAGUUUGGUCAUCCUGUGUGUGUCUGCCAUGGCGAUGUCGGUCUCGACCACCAGCCAGGGCUUCUUGUUGACCUCCCCGUUCCAGUGGAUCAACGCCGCCUCACGCAACACCGCCCAGUGAUCCUUCUGCACACACAUCACACACACCCACACCCACAAGACACUCACCCUUGUAGUUCGUCGGUGGCAAGGACGAGACGAGGCUUACUGUCCGCCGCAUCAGCAGGACGUCCAUGAGUGUGGGUGGCCACUCGAAGAAGGAGACGUUCCACGUGUCGUCGAUCGGCUCCACCCGCCUCUGUCUGAACAGCAGGUUGAGCGGCAGCUGCGACGACUCCACCGUGCUCAUGCCCCGGAAGGUCGCCGCAUUCGCCGAACGCAACAAACCGAUCAGACCCUCAGCCUCCUGACCACGACCCACACCACAUUCAUUAGGACACAUGACACACAUAACAUGCCCGUGUGUGUUGUGCACCUACCUGUCGAAGCUGGAGUUUGCGCCAGUAUUGUGUGUUGAGUAACGACACGCCCGCAUUGAACAUCUGCACGUCGUCGAACGUUGGCACGCUGGCGGCGAGGCGGGAAUAGCUGAAAUAAGAGAGAUAACCGAGAAGCGACACAAGUGCGUGUGCGUGUGUGUAUGUGUGUGUGUGUGUGUGACGUAUCUUCGGCUCACAGCUGUGGAGGCAGCAGUUUGCUGAGAGAGAAGGCGGGGCCCCGCGGCACAGCAGCAAUGCCCGUGUCACCAUCGUCCACCAACGACGAAUGGUACAGCUCACCGACAUCCCUCUACAAUGAAUGCAGUCAAUUCCACAACCAAAUCCCAUCAUAUCAUGGAUCGGGUCGAGCGAAACACAACACAACCCUCCCGUCCACCGACCUGCACGAGUGUGUCGGCAUCCGUCCACAGGACCUUGUCGGCCUCAGGCAGCAGGUCGCCCAGGUAAAACCGCAGGAAGUUGAACACCACCUGGGGAGGCCGCCCUCUUGCAAGCGGCACUUCGUCGGGCGAUAUCCCCACCGCCAAAACGUCUAGACCAUCUGCCCGCGACGUGCCGUUGGCUGCGGCUGACGUGGCAGCAUGAUUGAGCGCGGGCUGAAUGCGGUCGACCAGGUCUGGCUCGGUGUGCACCCGCACAGAGAGGCAGCCCACAUCCUGAACAAGACAGACCAAUCAGCACUUUUGUGCAUAUGUCUGUCUGUGUGCGCCUUGUUGGUAGCACGUGGCGCGUGGCUGGCUGACCCUGCUGCUGCUGAACAGCGAAUGCACCAGUGCAACAGCCCCCUCCACCUGAAGACUGACACACACACACACACGAAGGGGCAGAUCUUUUACACAGAGAACUGCUUGCUUCCGUCGUGCCAAGUAAGGGUACCUACCUGUCAGCGCCCGUGGCAACCCACACCCGCCUGUCUGCCGGGCACCCACUGAUUGACCCAGCCAUCGUCUGCGAUGACGCCUUUGUCCGCCGAAGCCGUUUACCGGCGCGCCAUCCCUGCCUUCGGUGUCUGCGCAGCCCGGCACCUCAUUCGGUGUCUGUGAUCAUCCCAGAUCUGCCAGGCUGCGUCUGCGUCAACACCAACGCAAUCGUUUCGCAUCGCGCAGAAGUACAGAUGAAGGCCCAAACAAUGGGAAGACCUCUGUGACCAUGGUCUCAUCAAAGAUCAGCACACGGCUUCGGUCGGUCGGUUAAGGGUUUGACGAGACACCUGUCCCUAAGCCCGGCGCUACCUUCCGGCGCAACCAGGCAUCUUCUCUGUCCACAGCACACACCAAACAGGCAACAGGCACAUGCAGAAUGCAUGCACAAGG